Messenger RNA from Panonychus citri (citrus red mite), 2197 nucleotides. RefSeq names its product innexin inx2-like. The record is from RefSeq and is a predicted model, not a curated record. Gene Ontology annotation, cellular component: gap junction; plasma membrane. Lineage: Eukaryota; Metazoa; Arthropoda; Arachnida; Trombidiformes; Tetranychidae. Gene Ontology annotation, molecular function: gap junction channel activity. Gene Ontology annotation, biological process: phototransduction. The transcript has 3 exons. The coding region runs from base 113 to 1603 and encodes 496 amino acids.
CAAUUGAUUGAUUUUUAAUUUAAAUCGAAUUACAAUUAGUUUUAAUUUCUUUUCUUUUUUUUCUCUUUGUUUGUAUUACCGUUUUGCGUUUUAACAGUUGACAGUCUUUCCAAUGGAUUCAUGGGCUGACACGAAAGAUUCUUCAUCAUCAAGUUCAUCUUCAUCAAAAUCCAUCGCUCGAACCCCAUUAGCAAUUUUAGAGGUGCUUAAACAAGCCAAGACAUGGAAAGUCGCUAGUUUUUUCUCUUCUCGGUCAUCAGUACGAGUUGACAAUUUCAUCUUCGCCCUUCAUUCUACCGUCACGGUAACCAUUUUAACUAUUUGUAUGGUUUUCGUGGGUAUGAAACAAUAUUUUGGUGAACCGAUAGAGUGUCUGGGCAUACCUGUGACCCCAAAUGGUAUCACUCAAGCACAAAUGCAACACUUUUGCUGGAUGGAAGGCUCAUUUACCAUUGUAGCAACCAAUAGACGAUACGAACGAACUGGUAUCGAUGUAUCAUAUCCCGGAGUCCGAACUUACAAACCCGAUGAAGGUGACCUGAAAAUGCCCCAUAAAUAUUACCAAUGGGUUUACUACGUUUUAUGCAUCCAGUGCAUACUUUUUUACAUUCCCAAGCACAUUUGGAGAUUAAGAGAGGAUGAGAGAUUAAAAACUCUGAUUGGGCAUCUUAAAUCCAACCACAUCUUAAGCGUUGAUGCAUUUAACCAAUACACUUUGGUUCAGGAUACUGUUGACGCCAUUCUAAUUGCUGAUGACUAUUUCUAUUCCAUUCUUUUUUGUGAGAUUCUUUCACUAAUUCAUUUGGUUGUUCAAGUUUGGUUUGUGGAUCUAUUUCUUGGUGGUCACUUUCUCUAUUUAGGUGUCCAGUGGCUUUACUAUUCCCACAAUUCACAGGACGUUCAUUAUGACCCGUUGAUUAAAAUUUUCCCUCGACUUGCAAAAUGCUCAUUCCAUAAGUACAGUGUGUCAGGGGAGCUAAUAACAACGGACACCCUCUGUUUCAUGUCGAUGAAUAUUGUUAAUGAGAAAAUUUUUGUCAUCCUAUGGUUUUGGUUUCUACUACUUUUAUUAGUGACAACAUUUCACCUUCUAGUCUAUCGAGCAGCGGUCAUUAUAUUCCCAUUUUUCCGUUUCCAUCGAAUCAAAGCCAUUGCUCCAACAGCGAACAAAGACUUUAUUCGUAAACUAGUCCGCCGACCUGGGACAUGGUUCGUUCUACAUACAAUUGCUUCUAAUUUAAAGCCAUACUAUUUUCGAGAUCUCAUUGAGCGAGUUCAAAAUGACCAUUUUGAUGAAAAAAUGCGAUUCACCAGUAAAGUUUCAAUUGCUCAACUUGUUGCUGAUGGUAAGAUACCAGUGGCUACUUCCCUGACAAUCACCGUGGACAAGAAGAAGGAUAAAGAUAAAGAUUCAAGCAAAAAGAAAAAGAAAGACAAGGAUAAAGAUAAAGAUAAAGAUAAGGAUAAAAACACUUCUCAAGAUUCAGGUACAGCAGAUGAUAAUUGGCCUGAUACUAGCACCGAAAAUAAAGAUACACCAGCCGUCGAUUGGGGUGAUUGGGAUAAAACAGCAAACACUGGAUGGGAAGAUUCAAAGAGUUAACUUAACUAUUAAAUUAGUCAUUUCUUAACUUUAUCAAAUUUAAAAGUUUAAAAUACUGGUAAAUACCAUGUGAAAGUGAUCAAAAUUAAUUACAGACAAUAAGUUAGUCAUUAAGUUCAAUGAUUAACAAUAUAUAUCAUUACCCUCUCUCAUUAAGUGCCUUAAAUCAAAAAUCUCCACCCAUUCCCUUAACCAACAUUAAAUUGAAAAUGGCAGAUGAUAAGUUGUCAUUUAAAAGUGUUGAUGACAACAAAAUGGACAAUCCAAACCAAAGACAAAACCUAAAAUUGACCACAAUUCAUCAUAUGAUAAAUCAUGAAGUUUCUCAUCAUCAUUUCUUUUUGUUUGUUAAUUUCCCAUCAACUAAGUCACCAAAACAAAAGCAACCAAAUGCAAAUCUACUUUUCUAUUAAUUAAUAUUUACGUUAUGAUUUUCUAAUCAAUCCAUUCAAUCUCAUAAUCUCAUCAAAAAUGAUUAACCAAAAUUUACUUUCAUGGUCAAUAAUCAUCAUUCCCCCUGUUUCCAAAAAAGUACAACAAAAAACUAUUGAUAUUUUCUUACUCGUUACAUUAAAUUACCAUCAAGUUAAAUAA